UGCAUGUCCUGCUCAGGCAUGCAUGCCUGGUGUGGCCCCUGUGCUGUGGAAGCUCACCAAAAUCUCCCCUUCCACAAGGUACAAAAGUGGAAUGGUACCCAUUACCAGACUGCUUCCUUGAUGGAACUUGGAUUCCUUUGGCACAUUGGCCAUGGGGGUGGUCCAUGCCCU
This is a messenger RNA of Pisolithus orientalis, 171 nucleotides long. RefSeq lists its product as uncharacterized. NCBI's taxonomy places the organism in Eukaryota, Fungi, Basidiomycota, Agaricomycetes, Boletales, Pisolithaceae. The record is from RefSeq and is a predicted model, not a curated record. The annotation marks the transcript as partial. The transcript has a single exon.